AUGUCUGGGGUUGCUCGGAAUCAGGCACCGCGUCCUGCAAGGCCAGUAGGUCGUUACUGGAAGGGUAAAGCUCCCAAGGGAGCGGCAGAGCUACCUUCAUCCGACGAUGAGGACGCGGAAGAGCAGGAGGUCCAGGAGGAGGAGGAUGUCCCUAUGUCUGGUGAGCAGUUUCUCGGAAGGGAUAUCGAUGACGAGGGCGCGAUCGCCACGAGAAAGCCGGUGACCAAGAUGAGCGUCGCGUUGCGGGACGUGAACAUCUCAAAGGAGGGAAAGGUGCUUCUUGGCGGGCGAGAGGAGGUCAGGAAGACAGAGGGAGAGGACGAUGAAGAGGAUGAGGAAGAGAAUGAGGAUGAAGACGAGGAUGAGGAUGAGGAUGGUACGCAAACGGAUGGAAGCUCGUCACAAGAAUCGGAGGAAGAGGCACCUAAAGUACAGUUCCGACCUGUCUUUGUGCCGAAACGCGGUCGUGUCACAGUCUCUGAGAAAGAGGCCAUAGCUCUCGACAGCGAAGAGGCCACAAAGAAAAAAGAGCUGGAGGCAGAAGAGCGUCGAAAACAGAGCCAUGAUAUGGUCGCAGAUAGUAUUCGUCGGGAAUUAGCUGAAAAGCAAAAAGAAGACGAGGUUCCCGAAGUCGACGAUACGGACGGGCUCGAUCCGGUGGCGGAGUUCGAGGCAUGGCGUCUGCGUGAGCUUGCGCGGAUCAAGCGAGACAAGGAGGCGGAGGUGGCGCGUGAGCUGGAGCGCGAGGAGAUUGAGCGUCGACGUGCAAUGCCGGAGGAGCAGCGGAUGAAGGAGGAUCUAGAGCGCGCGCAGAAGCUGCGGGACGAGAAGCCCAAAGGCCAGCAGGUAUUUCUACAGAAAUAUUGGCACAAGGGUGCUUUCCAUCAGGAUCAAGAAAUAUUGAAGCGUCAUGACUUCACUGAGAAAACAGAGUCGACAGUUGACGUGUCGGCACUCCCAUCAGUCAUGCAGGUGAAGAACUUCGGGAAGCGUGGGCGGACAAAGUACACGCAUCUGUUGGACCAGGAUACCACAGCAGGGAAUGGGGGAUUUGGUGGUGCUGGAUCCGUCAAAGUCGGCGGAAAAGGCACGGAAGGGAACGGAUGCUUUCUUUGCGGAGGGCCGCAUCUCAAGAAAGAUUGCCCGCAAAAUACUGGACUGCCCCCGGGACGGCCUGGAACGGGCGCGAAUGCUGCUACACUGACGAACGCUAAGGGCGGAAGGGGGGAUAGCAAUAGAUAUGACGGGAGGGGGCAGGGUUGGAGAGGCGACAACAAGGGGAGGUCGCCCAGAAGAGAACAGGCCAGAGAUGGUGAGGACAUCGACAGGCGAUGGAAGGAGAAGCGAAGAUCGCGUUCACGGUCUAGAGAGCUAGGUGUGGUACAUGAACGAGAGAAGCGGCAGAGGGUGGAUUGA
Messenger RNA from Heterobasidion irregulare TC 32-1, 1416 nucleotides. RefSeq lists its product as uncharacterized. NCBI's taxonomy places the organism in Eukaryota, Fungi, Basidiomycota, Agaricomycetes, Russulales, Bondarzewiaceae. The record is from RefSeq and is a predicted model, not a curated record. The transcript is spliced from 5 exons. Gene Ontology annotation, cellular component: U2-type spliceosomal complex. Gene Ontology annotation, biological process: mRNA splicing, via spliceosome. Gene Ontology annotation, molecular function: RNA binding. Bases 1 to 1416 code for a protein of 471 amino acids.